AUGCGUCACUCGGAGGCCAUCACGCUGGCGCGAAGAUCACGCUCCUCCGGAGAGGACGGCGACCUCGCCAUCGUCCGCCACUCGAGUGCACCCAUCCGCGUGCCGCAGACGCCGCAAGAGGAGCUGCAGCGGCUCGAACGGUGGCAUGCGGCGGUGCGGCGCGGUGCGCACUCGGCAGUGCAAGCGGCGCUUCGCGAGGGGUGGGCGCCCGUCAAUGCACCUGACAGCGCCGGCUUCACCGCGCUCAUGCGCGGCUGCAUCAGCGGCCAGCUGCUCACGCUGCUCCUCGCGAGCCCUCGCUGCGACGUCAACGCGGCGGCGGCGGCGGACGGGUCGACGGCGCUGCUGCUCGCGUCGCGGUACCGCUCCGCCAGCGUGGUCGACCGGCUGCUGCGCCGCGGCGCCAAGAUGACGCGCGAGAGAGGCGGUGCCACGGUGCUGCACCGCGCGACUGCCAACGCCGAUGCGUCGGUGGUGCAGCUGCUGCUGCGCGAGGGCGCCGCCGCACCUGCGCGACAUGAGAGCACCCCUCCUAGAGCCGUGCUGGACCUCUCCUGGACAUUGUAG
Messenger RNA from Emiliania huxleyi CCMP1516, 567 nucleotides. RefSeq lists its product as hypothetical. The record is from RefSeq and is a predicted model, not a curated record. The coding region runs from base 1 to 567 and encodes 188 amino acids. The transcript has a single exon. Gene Ontology annotation, molecular function: protein binding. Lineage: Eukaryota; Haptophyta; Isochrysidales; Noelaerhabdaceae.